Messenger RNA from Zophobas morio, 1581 nucleotides. RefSeq lists its product as uncharacterized. The record is from RefSeq and is a predicted model, not a curated record. The transcript is spliced from 7 exons. Gene Ontology annotation, biological process: actomyosin contractile ring assembly; mitotic cytokinesis; septin ring organization. Gene Ontology annotation, cellular component: actomyosin contractile ring. Bases 97 to 1446 code for a protein of 449 amino acids. Lineage: Eukaryota; Metazoa; Arthropoda; Insecta; Coleoptera; Tenebrionidae.
AGGACGCUCCCACAGUGAACCAUAUUUUUGCAAUUACUUUCAAUUCCAACUACAGUGGUAAUAUCUCUACAAUUUUAAAUACGAUAACCUGUCAGAAUGGGGUAUCCAGAAUAUGAAAGCAUCCACAAUUCCACAUUUGAUGAAAAUCUACUUAAUCCAGAAACGAAACACCUCUGGCAAUAUAGCAGUGGCAGUACUUCACUGAGUUCCAUCGAAACUUCUUACAAACCCACAGAUAUCAAAGAAAUUGUAGACUCUUUAGUAAUGGCAAAAUAUGGUUCCCGGUAUCACAGAAAUUGUUUCAAAUCGGCUGCUCGUAGAUCACGAUCGCAACUAAGUACCUUCUCCACAAAUAGUAACUCAGAAAGUACUUUCAAAAUUGCUGACAUAACGUCAGACUACAGCGUCAAUACAUCCGAUAUAUCAGAUUUAAUUUCAUGUGAACGUCAAAGCACAACCAGUGGGGUGGAAACUGGUGGCAAUGUUGUAAGCUUUUCGGACACAUGGACAAUUGACAGUACUUUAACAGACCAGAUUAAUUCAUCCUCCUGUGAAAAAGAAGAAGAAACAAAUGGUGACCAAAGUGCAGACUUUAUGUUAGAGCUAGUUACCAGAAAAAGAAUGAUUUUAUUACGCACUAGAGAGCAGAUCGUAAAAGCGAUCUAUCAUCAGGAGAAUCAAAACAGGUUAACUUUCUACAAAGAGAGACUCGAAGCCGAAAAAUUACUUCUUCUAACCAAUUUAAGACUGGAACACAUCUCUUGUGAAGCUGCAGAACAUACAUAUCUGCGAAGUGUAAACUGGUUUUAUUCAGGAAAUAUAGAAAUUUCCAAUGUCCACAUAUUUCCUAACUAUUACAACAAUGAACAUUUUCUCUUCUUAGUCAUUUCUGGCUCAAAGGUGUUUGCAACUGAGGGAGGAAAAAUGAAAUCAAACGGAGGAAUCUAUUUCAGCAAAAAAAUCACCAUCCCUUAUUUACAAUCUGAUUUUAAAUUGCAUCUGCUAGUAUACUCGGUUACUUCUAAGGCGUUGUUAAAAAAAUCUAGCACAUCACGAACUUUUCGUAAUUACGACAGAGAUAUCUCUUCUCGAAAGUCCAGUUUUUCUCUAUGGGGACAUAUUCGUCUCAAGGCUUGCCAGCUCUCAAAAUCUGGCUACCUAAAAAUGUACGCGGAUUCUGGGAUGUUUACAGUCUGUAUUUCGGCUCAUGCUAAUGUUGAUAAGAAUUUAUCGGGAUUUCUAAAUGUGAGAAAAAUUUCAAAAGGAUGUCCUUCGUGGGAUAGACAGUUUUGUUCUUUAAAUGCUGGAAUUUUGAAUUAUUAUAACUACCCGCCAAGUGAUCCACUUGAGAGCACACCAGCACGCACUAUAAACUUAAAAACAUAUUUACCCUUAUAUGUACGUGGUCCUGAACAUUAUUAUUUCAAAGAGUGUCGUGUUCGUUGAGAAAAGUAUUAAGUACUAUCCACAGUUCUAUUGGAAACUCUCCCAGAAAUCAAGGAAAAUGUGGAAACCCCAGUAAAGCCAAAAUAUGGUUCUCGAUAUCACAAAAAUCGUUCAAGUUCGUCUUCCCGAGGACCA